This is a messenger RNA of Punctularia strigosozonata HHB-11173 SS5, 6146 nucleotides long. RefSeq lists its product as uncharacterized. Bases 90 to 5729 code for a protein of 1879 amino acids. Gene Ontology annotation, molecular function: helicase activity; transcription termination site sequence-specific DNA binding. NCBI's taxonomy places the organism in Eukaryota, Fungi, Basidiomycota, Agaricomycetes, Corticiales, Punctulariaceae. The transcript has 14 exons. The record is from RefSeq and is a predicted model, not a curated record. Gene Ontology annotation, cellular component: nuclear body. Gene Ontology annotation, biological process: termination of RNA polymerase II transcription.
CUGCCCAGCAUGGGGCGAACCUCGAUGCACUCCUCCAGGACCUACGCGACAAUCCGAUAGACGCUCGAGACAAACGACAAGAGAAAUUCAUGUCAGAUGUCUUAGAAUAUCUCAUGGGACUACCCAAGUCAUCGGACUCAGCCACCCAUUGGUUCUGUGUGCAUGCAAAGCCGGUCACCCGCGAAGCCGCCACGUUUCUGAUACGCCUGUUCGCGUUCGAUGGGCGUCAAGCCAACGAAUGGAAGGAGAGGCUGAAGGAUUGUCUUACUAGUUGUGCAUUGUGCGUGAAAUGCUUCCAAGAAGUCAAGUUCACCUCCCGGCGUACAUACUUCGGAGUGUUCUCAGACAACAUAUUGGCAACCUUCUGGAGUGCGUUUGACAAAUGGGAACGUCAGCUUGUGAAGGAACAACUAUCGAAAGCGACCUCGUCUUCUGCGAAGCGCUGUACUCUGGAAGAUUUACCUACCCCUUUAAUCACUCAUCUCCUGUCGAACACGGCCAUGCUAUUGGAACCGGAUCUACUUGACUUUGUUUGCACCUCCAUCCCUUCGGGAAACCUGGACGAACUACCGAUGGAUCCACCUCCAGUAUGUGUGUGGUAUCUCGCAUUGCACGAAGACGAUCGAGUUAGACAAUGGUCCAAGGAACAAAUGAUGUUAUGUAAACGUGUACCGAUCUCUGCCGAGACGUUCGAGGUUGCAUACCAUAGGUCAUCCCUGAUGGACGAUGCCAUAGCCGCUAUCUCUGGCAAAGGGAGAAAAAACUCUGUCAAAUUUCCAUUCGCUGUUGAAGCGGGGCCUCUGUGGUCGGCAUUCGUGGGCCUCAUCCGGCUCUUGCCCCCGGAACUCUUGAAGCCUAGGGACAAAUCCCGUGCGGAUGUCAGUCAGAUCAUACUCGGACAUCUGCAUGACCAGGGGAGCCAUUUUCAGGACGUUCUCAAGUGUUUCCUAUACCUGCUACAACGCCUUGGCAGCGAACUGUGGAAGGGCGAGAAGACUGAAUAUCCUCAAGUAAUCUUUGACGCUAUCAAGGAUAAUCAUCGCUAUGUGGAUCUCGUCGCGUCCACGAGACCUGGUAUCGAGAAGCCCUGGCAUCUGGGAUGGUACACGGAGUUCCUCCAGAGUCUCUGGAAGCAUGCCCAAUUUCCGGAGAUACUAGCGCGGAUGACGGGGUUCGUCUGCGAAGAGCUUCAGCACGAACGAUUCGAAGACGUUCGGCCCAUAAUCAUGCUUAACGCUGUGAGGACCUUGAGAUGGGCUUUGCUGAAGGAUGAAGGCGACGAGGACAAGAAGACACACCAAGCGGCUGUGCUAAAUGCCCUGGACAUCCACGCCGACAUCCUCGUGACCGUGGCCUUCGGUAAACCGUAUAGAGAUGCAAAGUGGGCCUCCGCACGGAAUACGAUCAGGGACUUCAUCAAGAUUGUCUUAAUCAUGGACCAGCAACAUGUUUCUGCGUCAAUCACCCAAUUAUGCCGAAUUUUGGCUCGUCACGACACCGCGGUCGUCGUCCCGUCUGUCAGGACCCAGAUGUGGCAGAAGAUGUACCGCGCUGUACAAGGCGAUGAUUCCGAUGCGGUGGCUACGCUCGUCGCCAUAUUAGCGCGCUCCGCCCAUAUGGGCUUCUUGCACGAAAGCGCCUUUAAAGCGGCUUUGGAAGGAAGUCCCGCACGAGAUGCCUUCACGAAGGUGAACCAAGCGUUUCAGCUCUUCCGCAACGGUUUUGUCGAUACCAUCUCGAGGUACACGAACUACAGUAACGAGCCGAAGAUCCUCGACAUGCUUCAGCGUCCGGGGCUCGUCAAAGACAUCGUAAUGUUGAUGUUCUCUCCGAGCGAGGAGAUGCAUUCCGGGGCACAGAAUCUUGUAGAACAGGCUUUCAACGUUGACGGUCGCGCUGACUGCUUCCGCGCCCUUCUUGAAAACCUUCCUCACGCUACGCUCAGCGCCAUCUUUGAUGUCUUGGAGACUUUUGUUCAAUAUGCUCCUAUAGUGCCAGAGGCAUGCAGCUUUUCCAAAGUCCUUGUCCUAUGCCUUACGGACAUUCUUGAGGUCCUCUGUUCCACCCCUGAUGGACUUCUUCGUCAUCCUCGGUUUCUCAAACCUGAAGAAGGUUCUGAUUUGGCCGCAGAGAUACGCAAGCUCUGGACUUGGACGACCAAAGCCAUCGCCCUCGUAUUCAAGCGUACGCCGGCGUGGUCAGCGUACUUCGAUAGCGAGGAGAUGAUCCUAUGGAUGCGCGAUGCAUUGAUAUUCGGGCGUGACCUGCUGUCGCAACGAAGGUUUCUUACCUCUGUAGUGGCAACCGGACCCCAGCAGCCUCGCUCUGGGAAUGCAGGUUCGACGAAGAAGGCCAAGCAAUUGUCUUUGUCGAUGAUCAACGAUCUUCAAGUGGUCCUGCCGGAGCUUGUCCGUUGGCUGCGGCUAACGAACGAAGAGCUUCUCUACCAGUCAUUCGCCCUUGUUCAAUCCCUAUUGGAAUGUUUUCACGAAGCGGGUGUUUCUCCUCCACAUGAGUUGAUGGGCAAGCUCCGGAGACACGUUGAAGAUGGUCGGAACAAGCAGCAAAAGCAGACGAGACUGGACGCCUCCCGGAUAGACAAGCUGGAGCAGUGCCUUGCGGCGUUUGAAGAUAGCGAUGACGACGUAGAGAUCGUCGAGGUCAAACAAGCCCCGCCAACGCAAGUCAAACUGGAAAAGAACCGGGAGCGGGUUCCAUCCGCCGCUCCCAAGCCCUCGGUGACGUCUCGGAAAGCUUUGGAGCAGAAACAAGACGUUUCUGCGGGACAGGGAACUUCUUCCAGACUGCCCCCUGUUUGGGAUCGCAAGGCAGGAAACCAGUUGACUGUCCUACCUCGUGCACCACCCGGAACGUCCAAGAUUGCUAGCAGCGCGCCAGCCAAAUCAAGCACGACUACCAUUGCAUCGGGGGGCGAUUCCUCCUCAUCCAGCAGCGAAGAUGAGGAAAGUGAGGGCGAUGAACGCGGCCUCAAGGGCUUGGCUGCGUUGGCAAAUCUUCAGUCUACGCCCAAGAUCAAGAAACCGGAACGGCGCCAAGUCAAGUUGCUUGACAUACCGACGGGCAAGAAUCCUAUGCAGGAGCGCUUGAACAAACGCGACGAUAUCCGUCGCAACGGCCUUCGUUUAAAACCUGACAUAUCUGGGCUUCACCGUGCAGUCCUUUCUUGGGAUUAUGAUCACAAUGGAAACGAGCCGCCUUUCAAAGAGCCGCCGAAGUUACUCCGGGUUCCCGACUCCUUCCGCGAUCACGACCAGUAUCGCAGCGUCUUUGAACCGCUACUACUGUUAGAAUGCUGGGCCCAGAUUGUUCAGUCGAAAGACGAGCCUGCGGAAACGUACGAAUGCCAAUUGAUCUCCAGGCAGUUCGUGGACGACUGGAUGGACGUCGACAUCACAAUCGGCGAAUCUGUUCGCAAAGAUUGGAGCUUGGGCGAAACAGAUAUUGUGCUCCUGAGGCAGCCCGAAAGCAAAAGGGCUAUGCUGGCCAAGGUGCAGACUUAUAGAGCGUCUCCCCGGGGUAUUCAAGCAACUCUCAGAUGCUCAAACAGAGCAGGUGGCGACUCUAGCUUGCAACUAAACACCACUUGGCGUGUCCGGAAAGUCUUCAGCCUGAGUACGUUGCACCGCGAGUAUGCCUCAUUAAUGGCCUUGCCCUACUACGAUUUCUUCCACCACAUUAUGCGGCCUCGGCUGGGAGGGAAGCCCCGUUUGCAAGACGACGAAGUAAAAUCUGCCAUGAAGGCGUACGGGCUCAACGAACCUCAAGCCAAAGCAGUUCUCAGCUCCCUACGAGCAGAGUCGUUCUCUCUUAUCCAAGGGCCGCCGGGUACAGGCAAGACUUCUACCAUAUGUGGAUUGGUACAGGCGUACUUGGCUAGCCGACGCAAGCCUGCAACAAACAUACAAGCAGGUCGAGCGACGGCUGCCUCGGAUACUGCACCGGUCAAGAAAGUGCUCGUAUGUGCGCCAAGCAAUGCAGCUAUCGAUGAAGUUGCCUCCCGCUUAAAGGAAGGUCUCUCUGGUUCCGGUAAACGUGGAAUACAACCUAAGGUAGUCCGCGUUGGUGCGGACAAAGCCCUGAACAUUAGCGUCAAGGAUAUCGCUCUGGACGCUCUAGUGGAACAGAAGAUGAACGCUGCGCCGAAUGCGAAGGAGCUUAACAAAGACUCCAACGCGGAGAUUAUAGCUUUGCGCCAAGAGAUAGAGGCUGUGAAGCAGCAACGAGCUCAGAAAUUCGAGGAGAUCACCAACACGCAUGACAAUGCAGUGAAGACGCAAUCCCUUGAGGAAGAAGCGCGGAGUCUCAAUGCGAAGAGGAUGGCUUUAUCGCAGCGCCUCGACAAGCUGCGAGACCAGCAGAAGUCCGCAUCCCGUUCUCUUGACGCUGCGCGCCGCAAAUAUCGCACAGAGGUUUUGCAAGAAGCAGACGUAAUCUGCAGCACAUUGUCCGGCGCCGGUCACGAUGUUCUCGAGGCCCUCGAAAUUGACCUGGUCAUCAUUGAUGAGGCCGCCCAAGCUAUAGAACUCAGCACGCUGAUACCCUUGAAGUAUCCAUGCAAACGAUGCGUCAUGGUGGGAGACCCGCAACAACUGCCGCCAACAGUUUUGUCCCAAGAAGCGUGCAAAUAUCAAUACAACCAAUCGUUGUUCGUCAGACUUCUGAAGGACCAACCGGAGGCCAUCCAUCUACUGAGCAUACAGUAUCGCAUGCAUCCGGAAAUUAGUCGUCUACCUAGCCAAAUCUUCUACGAUGGACGGCUUCAAGAUGGUCCUGAUAUGGCCGAAAAGACGAAGCAACCAUGGCACAGGCAUGCAAAAUUCGGACCAUAUCGGUUCUUCAACGUCAACCGAGGGCAGGAAGAACCAGGCCGUGCCAAAUCUCUGAUGAACAAGGCUGAAUGUCAAGUCGCCGUGGCCCUUUACACUCGCCUACGACGAGAGUUCUCCUCCAUAGAUCUCGAUUUUCGAGUUGGCGUAGUCUCCAUGUACCGAGCGCAGAUCUUCGAGAUGCGUCGAGCGUUUGAACAGCGCUUCGGAGCCGAGAUUGUCGGCAAGGUUGAUUUCAACACAGUCGAUGGAUUCCAAGGCCAGGAGAAGGAUGUUAUCAUCUUGUCCUGCGUACGUGCGGGCGCUAAUCUUCAUUCAGUCGGCUUCUUGUCUGAUACUCGCCGCAUGAACGUGGCCCUUACGCGAGCGCGUUCGUCUCUUUUCGUUCUCGGCCAUUCUCCGACCCUUGAGAACGGUGAUAAGACAUGGUCAAAGAUUGUGAACGACGCUCGUUCGCGAUCAUGUCACAUCGAUGUGGAUGUAAACUAUUUUACAACCCCUGGCCAUUCAACUCUGCCGUCGCCGAUACCAUCAGUCAAGAAUCCAGUGCGAUCCGUUGCGCAACGGCAAGAUCCUGCGGUGGAGGGAUUGAUGACGCCGAAGGAACUUGCCUCUGGGCCUUCCAAGGCGCCUGUUCUGAAGCGCGAGUCUGCGUCUGACCUCAUAGGCAAUCAGGUGGAUGGGGCGAAGAAAUCCAAGCAUGUAGUGCCGGAAAAGCGCCGGGCUCCGGUUGAAGCCGAACACGAACACUCGGCAGACGAAUCUGCCGCGUCGCGAAAACCAUCUGUGCAAAACGCGAAACCCAAGGGUCCUCCUCCGAAACGUCAAAAGCAAGGCCCGAACCUUUUCAUACCAAAGACCAAUAAGCGACCUGGCCAUUAGAUAUAUCUUUGCAACAGUACCUAGCAUCAAAUUACCGGAAACAUGGAAGCCUAAUCACACCCAUUCUAACUUAACAGCACGUAGUAUCGACAUAGAUGUAUCCCUAGGAUUUUUGUAUUUUUUCGGCCUUGAUAGGUGGUAAUUCCCAGGAGUCCGGACCAAAAUGAGGUAUGACCAUCAUUGUGCCGUCACCUCUCUUGAAGGGCUUGGAGUACGUGCAUAGUGAAGGUCCGGCAAUACUCGAGAGCCACGCCGGAUUGAUGAUUGUCAGACCUAUAUAGUGUUGAUCAACGUGCUAUUCAAGUGCAACGCUUCCCAAGAGUGCAUCACCUUUCAUCCACACUCUGCUCGUCCGGACCACCUCCUGGUACACGAUGAAGUCCGAAGGCGCUCUGCUGGCGAGGACAGAGGAGGGAU